This is a messenger RNA of Panthera uncia (snow leopard), 5974 nucleotides long. RefSeq names its product C-type lectin domain family 2 member B (gene CLEC2B). NCBI's taxonomy places the organism in Eukaryota, Metazoa, Chordata, Mammalia, Carnivora, Felidae. Bases 603 to 1148 code for a protein of 181 amino acids. The transcript is spliced from 5 exons. Gene Ontology annotation, cellular component: external side of plasma membrane. The record is from RefSeq and is a predicted model, not a curated record.
AUGUUGUGUGUGUGGUGGGGGGGGUGGGGGGUGGUGUAGGUGUGCCUGUGGCUAUGAUUGCCACUGAGAGAGAAAACAGUUUUUGUUCUCGUUUCAGUAACCCAUUUAAAACACAGCUUUCUUAUCUUUAAUUUCAUCACCUUUAAGACAGUCUUUCUAAACACAGGAUCAUCGAGACAGAAUGACUUAAAGUGUGCCUUUUAAUCAAUUAAUAUUCUUAUCUCCCAUGGCCCUGGAAGGAUGCUAGUUAGGUGCUGCUCUUGAAACAAUUGAAAAAUAGCCUCUGGAAUAUUUUUUUGUUCGAAAGUUUCGAUGGGGCUCCCCUGUUGAGAAAGUCAGAAUCUAUGAGUUUGUUACUUCUUUACCAUUUAGUUAACUUCCUCCUUCUCUAGUAAUGUUUUUUUUUUUUUUUUCAUUUUACAGGAAGAUAUUGUGGUGAGAAGACAACAGUUUGACUCAAUCAUAGAUGCGCUGUUAACUUUCAUUUUGUUUUUCCAAAGUAGAGUAACCGUAGUGUGAAGCUGCUAUAAAAAGAAAAUAAAUAAACAAAUAAUAACAUUUUUACACUAAAUUUAAAACUUUGAAGAGAGGUUUUGGACGAGAUGACACAAAGCUCCCCUGUAGUUACCCAGACUGCUGGCAGCAAUCAAGGAACUGACGAAAAGAAACAAGGUAUUAAGGACAAGUAUAAGAUAACUCGUUUAAUGUGCGUUUUAUUGACAAUAUUAUCCAGCACCAUCCUUCUUCUUCUUCUUCUAAUUAGUUUAAUGGCUACACAAUGUCCGCGUACUCAUCAUUUCUGCCCAGGUGAUUGGAUUGGCUUCCAAAAAAAAUGCUAUUAUUUCUCUAAAGAAGAAGGGGAUUGGAAUUCAAGUAGACAUGACUGUAUCACUCGAGGUGCAGACCUAACUAUCAUUGACACGACAAAAGAAAUGGAUUUUCUUAGGCGAUACAAAUGCACUGCUGAUCACUGGAUUGGGCUGGAGAUAACCGAAAAUCAAACACUACAAUGGGUAAAUGGAACCAUGUCUAAAAUAUGGUUUCCUGUGAGAGGAAAUGAAAAGUGUGCUUACCUCGAUCAUGUUGGUGCGGCGACAGCUAGAUGCUACACAGACAGAAAAUGGAUUUGCAGGAUGCAAAUGCACUAAAUUCAGGUUUCUAUAGUGGAAUUACAAUACAGGUACAAUGAUCUUUGUAGCUGGUUUUCUCUCCUUCUGUGUAAGUUAAUUUUCAACACUCUACUGCUUUAGCCUGAUAAUACAUCUUGAUAGUUGUUAAAAUAAUUUCCUUCAACUUAUUUUUCUACUCUUCACAUGGCCUGUACCUUUGCUUUUCUGUAACAUUUUAGAAGAAUCUUGUAAUUUCACAGGAUCUCUAGGUCAAUUUGAGAAGUGUUGUGUGUAUUUAUGGUGUUAUUUUUCUAUUUAUUUAUAUGUUUUGUAUUGUGUUGGUCUUCUUGAGUGAUCUGUAAUUUUUCUAAUGAGUCGUGAAUGUUAUUUAUUAUAUGUGCCCAUAUUGAAUGUAUCUGAUGUUUAUGUUAUUGCAAUUGUAUGAUUUUAUUACUUUUUAAAAUAGUUACUUUAUAUAUGGAAAUGUAACUGUUUUGGCUAUUCUUCUGUUCAACAUACAUUCUGAAAACGUCCAAUUUCUAACAAUUGGUGGAUUCUUUUAAAUAUUGUAAAACAGCACUUUUAUUUUUUCUUAUCUUAUAACUGUUACUUAAUUCUUGUCUAAUUAAAAUGUGUAGGACUGCCAGGACAAUAUUGACAGUGAACAUUUUUGGUGUGUUUCACAUGUUAAAGAAAAUGCUUCUAACAUUUCCACCUUACCAGUGUUUUAUCUCAGUGUUUUUUUUAAUGCACUUUUAUAAGUGAAGGCAGAUCUUUUCUCUUCCUGUUUCCUAAAAAAAAAAAAAAAAAUGUUUUUAUAGAAAGGGACUUUGAAUUUUCUCCUGUUUUUUGUUUCCUGCAUUUGUUUUGAUGUUCUUCCUUAAUCUUUCAACGUGGUUAAUGACACAAGUUUUCUAAUAUUAAAUAACUACUCUGUAUUCCUAGAUAAAAUUUAAAUCGGUCCUAAUGCUAUAUUGUAUUUAUUCCAAAUUGAUUUAUUCUGAUAUUUAUUUUUAAUAUCUCAUGUCUAAAUUCAUGAAUGUGACUGCCCUAAAAUUUUCUCUGGAUAAGCAGGGAUCAAGGUUUCAACAAAUCAACAAAGACAUGAUUGGAAGAUUGUUGCUUUACCUUUACGGUAUAAAAUUGCGAAUGAUGAAUUUAAUACAUCUAAAACAUUAUUGCCCAUAUUUUAUGCAUAUCUUAGAUUAGAUUCACAUUUGUGAUCGUCAAUGCACCACAACGCCAACCUUUGAGAGAAUCACUGGAAAAGAAUAUUUAUGAAGAAUAUGGCAUGAUGAUGAAAUCAGAAUGAAGUAGACAGUGCUAGACAUGUGCAAACUCAAGCAGAUGCAUGUUGUUUCAAUUUUUUGUUUGUUUGUUUAAAAAUGUGUUUGAAAGCACAUUUUUAAGAGCCAUGAUAGUGUGAAUAAUAACAGCAUUGCUAACUUUUUCUCAUGAGGAGUGAAACUAGCCAGGAAAGACACACUUAGCAAUAAAGAAGGCAGAGGGGGUCCUUGGACCUGGACGGGAAGAAGUGAUGUGUGGACACUAUUACAAACCUGCUUCCACACUCACUGGACAAUAAGCAAAUGCAUAAUCAAUCUCCUCUAUCCCCUGUUUUGAAGAUUUACAGAUAAGUCAUAAUACCUUUCGUGGGCUCGUGAAUUCUAUAACACAUUUUAAUCAAAUUGUUUGCUUAAAUGGAAGCUCUCCCCCACCCACCCCAAAAUUCCCAGAAUCUGCCAGACAUUACAAGAUCAAAUAUUUAUCAGUCAAUAAUCACACAACUUCUUUUCAGCUGUAGAUCAUAAUAAUUUUGUUCGGUUAUUUAAUAGUUAUUUAUACAUAUUAUGAAAAACAGUGAAUUCUAUUCCAUAUGGUAGUAGUAAUAUUUAUAAACUUUAGUCAUGUGUAGUUUUAAUAAAAUUUUAUUUCCUCUCUGUUAUGGCUUUAAUUACAUCGCCAAGUGGAAGUCCUAACCUUCAGCAUCUCAGAAUGUGACCUCAUUUAUAAAUAGAGCCAUGAAAAAUGUAAUACAAAAUGAAAUCAUUAGGAUCAGCCCAGAUCUCUCUAAGACUGGUGUCCUUAUAAGAAGGGAAAAUUUGGAUUUAGUGAUGAACACUCACAAAAGGAAGAUUAUGUGAAGACACAUGGAGAAAAAGUGGCCAUGUGACUGAAGUGAUAUAUCUAUAACACAAGGAAUGCCAAGGAUAACCAGCUACCAAGAGAAGCCAGAAGUGGCAAGAGAGGAUUCUCCUCUAGAGCAGUCUGGGAGAGCAUGGACCCUGUAGACACCUUGAUCUUGGACUUUUAGUCUCCCCAUCUAUGAGACAAUAAAAUUCUCUUGUUUUAAGCCCCGCAAUUUGUGGCACUUUGUUAUGGCAGCCCAGCAAUCUGAUACUUUGUAUUAUCAAGAUCAGCUUAUUUCCAUUUCUAUGUUCCAUCUUUUUCAGAUAUACACCUAAGCUAGGGUGUCUCUUCCUUGUUUCAGGAGCCUUCUUUAAAUUAAAGAAAAUAUGUCCUCCCAGCAUCUCAGCCUGGUCACAUUUGAUUUUAUCUACCAUUCUGCAAAAGCGGCUCUCAUCAAAUCAUGCCAAUCUGUAUUUCCAUACCCAGUGAAACUGCUUCAGUUAACAUCUCACAAGUCACCUCAAGCAGAAUGUAACAUUUCUUGUCUAUUCGUUCCUUCUUUAAAUACUGUCUUCCAAGAAUUUUUGUGACAUCAUAUUCCCCUGAUUUCUCUGCUCUUUUCAAUUUAUGUCUCUGCCAGAUUUGUUAGUCUUCCUAUAGUUUUAGGCCUUUCAUCUUCUCUCUUCUUACUCCUCCCUGGGAGGAGGGAUCCUUUAUACAUUAGGGAUCAACGUCUACUCUAAGGGAUCCUAAAUUUACAUAUUCAACAGUGAUACUUUCUUUGAGUUCCAUAUUAUCUAACCGUGGACUCCAUUUUAACAUCUGAAUUGUAUCUCUUUUCCUCAAACUUUUAUUUAAAUUCUAGUUAGUUAACAUUUAGUGUAGUAUUGGUUUCAGGAGCAGAAUUUAGUGAUUCGUCGCUUACAUACAGCACCCAGUGCUCAUCACAACAAGUGCCUUCCUUAAUACCCAUCACGUAGCCCAUUCCCCACACACCUCCCUCCAUUAGCCCUCAGUUUGUUCUCCAUUAAGAGCCUCUUAUGGUUUGCCUCUGAAUAUGUCUAUAAUUUAUCAUCUUUCCCUCAAAAUAUAGCUCUCCUCAGUCUUCCAAAUGUAAACACCAUCCAACUAAGUGUAUAAAAACAGAAACCUGGUUUUACCCUUAACAUUGGCUUUGUUCCUCAUCUACCAUUUGUAGUCAAUUUAGUAGGAAUAAAUAGAAAUACUCGGCAGGUAACCCACGAGCAGAACUGUUUGCUGGGUGUGUAUUGCUGGGGGAGGAAGGUGUGAAUCUGAGAUGAAAAUUCUUGAAGUAAAGUGAUGGUUGAAGGAGUAAAUGAAACAAGUACAUUCUCAAAACCUAAGCACAAUUUAAAAUAGUACACCUCUCUUUCAAGAAAGUUAAAUUUUUACUGUUCAUAAUAAAUCCUAUUAAUGUUUAUAUUUCAAUUCACUGCAUCUCCAAAGCUUUCAUACCAGCCCAUCAUCUGUUGCCCAACAGUCGCCUAAAUUAAUUCAUAACUGGAACACUUCUUCAUUUUCCUUUUCCCAUGUGGUAGCCGGGGUAAUGGUACUAAAUCUCGAAACUGACCUGGUUAUUCUGCUAACUCAAGCUUUUUAUUGGCUUCCAAUUGCUGUUGAAAUGAAAGUGAAAAUGUGCGACAUAUAAGACACCGCUUAUUUUCCAGCAUAUUUCACAUCCCGUUUAUCCUUUCUUGGGUCCAGUAACACUACCUUUGCAUUUUUAAAAAGCAUAACAUGCUUAUAAAUCCAAAAGUUUUUUUUUUCCUAUUGGUGUUUUAUCUGGGACUUCAUGGAAGCUUCCCUCUUCUUCUACCCAUUUCUACUCACUUAGAUCUCAGUUCAUUUGUCACACAUUUAAAGAUGUAUUAGUUAAAUUAAGGGACAACAUCAUAUCCCCCUAAGUUAAUUCCUCAUAAGUGACAUGCAACUUUUCUCCACAGUACCUAUCAAUUGUUAUUCAACCAAUAUUUAUUGAGCAUCUAUUGUGUAUCAGACAUUGCUUUAAAUAAUAGGGAUAUGAUAGGAAUCCAAAUAAGGAAAAACUCUUGCACAUAGAGCUCAAGUUGUAGAUGAGGGCUCAGAAAAUAAAGUAACAUUUUAGAAGGCACAAAGAAAAGCAAAUUGUUUGAACAAAGAAAAAAUAUAUCGUUUUAUUUGGUUAAUUAUUUUAUUAGUAUUUAUGAAUCAGACUAGAACAUAAAGGUCAGUUCAAACAUUAGAAAAAAACGGUCACUGGUAUUCUGUUGAUGCUAUUACCAUAAAACAAACAACAUUGCAAACCAGAAAAGGAUCAUGGUGAUCAAGGAUACAAAUGUCACCUCAAAGCUAACUUUUAUGACUAGGUCUGGACAAAGAAAUACCCCCAAGAUAGAGAAUACAAAUUGAACAAAACAUGAAAAUGAGAGUCCACCAAGAAACAAAUACAAAAAUGAACAGAUUGAAGUUCUUAUGAAGAAUGGGGCACUUACAAAAUCUAAAAGCACCUCCUUCCCGCCAAAGCAACAAUUGCACUCAACAAUAUCAACACUGGAAAAGACUUUAUUCAGGGUUAUUGCCAUCAGGGAGAUAGUCCAGAACUCAACCUGAGCUAAAAUCUACUGAGAAAAAGAGUAGGAUUGUGAGGAAUAAGGGAGAUGAUUCAUUUCAGAAAGACGAAAUAAAACCUGUGCUGCUUAGUUAGUAAUUUUACAACCUAUUUUCCCAGGCUUUGC